UCAUGAUUCUCAGAUCUGUUAUUGACUCCUCAUCUUACAUGCGAGUGCGCAGGAAGCUGUGGCGCAGACAAACGAAAAGAGUCACUCUCCCUGAGACAUGUCUUCGUCCGUGUCGACCACGGUGGACGGCGUGGUGGUGGUCACCCAUGUGCACCCAGCACCUCAGGGUGCACGACCCCGACACGGUGCGACCCUCCAGAGGUUCAGCAGGAGCUGGCCCCUGGUGCUCGGGACUGUUCAGAUUAUGAUCGGCCUGAUCAUUCUGCUCAUUGGGAUCGCGAUGACAGUUUAUGCGGAUUCACUUGGAGUUUUCUCCGGCAUUUUCGUCUGGGGAGCUGCGCUUUACAUCAUCGCUGGAUCUCUGACUGUGGCUGCUGGGAAAUAUCUGACCCGCUGUCUGGUGAACGCUGCUCUGGGUCUCUGUGUGAUAGCAGCAGUUGCUUCCGCCACUGGGACCAUCCUCUACUCUCUUGAUGCCGCAGGGGUGAUGUUCUACUGCUACAACCAUGGUUCCAGGGAAUAUAACUGCUACAGAUAUGAGGCUCGGAUGCAGGGCGUUUCGGGGGUCUUGGCAGUUUUCAAUUUACUGGAGCUCAUUGUCUCAAUCACCAUCGCAGGAUAUGCCUGCAACGCUGUUUGCAACUGCACCCAAGAGCCGCUGUCAGUUGUUUAUGUACCUGCAGCUUCGGUAGUAGCACAAGCUGCACCUAGCGCCCAGGCGGGAUUUGUCCCUGCGACUCAGUUCUCCUCACCGAUGGUGAACAACUCUAAAGGCUCAGAACAACCGGGAGCUCCCGGUCUGAUGGAUCCUCCAACCUACAACUCUGUCGUCAGCUGAAGAAACCGACCGUCUUGCUCCGAAAUAACCUGACAACAUUAUGACCGACCAUCUCACCAAAUGCCUUUUCGUGCACAUCUUUAAACCGUGUAUUACAAAUGUUUUCAAUGUUUUUUAUGUUGCUUGCUUUUUGAAAAUGUUUAGUCUAGUUGCAAGGUUGGUUGCCCUUUGUCCUAAGUUUACUGAGACAGAGACAGAGUGAUUCUAUGGAGACAUCAAUCAUUUCUGUGAGAUGAUGGCUAGCAGUUUAAAAAUUUCAAUAUAUCAUUAUUAUUAUUAGUUUCAGCACGCCUCCCCGACGGCAAGAGUGCUCGGGCCCGAUCAUCACUGCUCGCAGCUUUAAUUAUUAUUAUUCUCAGAAUUAAAUACAUCACUCUGACCGGGCUAGGGAGGGUUUUUGGGGACACCAUGCACUGACCACUUGUUGAUUCUUCAAAUAAAUACUUCUGCUUAAGACAUCAA
Messenger RNA from Scophthalmus maximus (turbot), 1300 nucleotides. RefSeq names its product membrane-spanning 4-domains subfamily A member 4A-like. The transcript has 7 exons. Gene Ontology annotation, cellular component: membrane. The record is from RefSeq and is a predicted model, not a curated record. Bases 98 to 838 code for a protein of 246 amino acids. NCBI's taxonomy places the organism in Eukaryota, Metazoa, Chordata, Actinopteri, Pleuronectiformes, Scophthalmidae.